Molecule: messenger RNA, 864 nt
Organism: Tetrahymena thermophila SB210
Lineage: Eukaryota; Ciliophora; Oligohymenophorea; Hymenostomatida; Tetrahymenidae
Product: transmembrane protein, putative
Exons: 2
Source: RefSeq, a predicted model, not a curated record
AUGAUCAACUGGUCAAUAGCUAUCUCAGCGCAAACCUUUUUAUUAAAACUAAACCUAUAUUUUAAUUUAAUUUCUUAUCUUCCAAACUCCAUUAUUUUAUUCAAAAAACAUAAACCAUGUUUUAAAAUAUCAAAAUUAUUUGUUAUAUACUUGUAUAAUUUCAGGAACCUCCACAUUCUUACCUUAUCAUUCAAUUCAUAUUUCUAUUUAUCUCUUUAUUCAUAUUUAUUUGUUUACUUAUUUAUCUUUUCAUUUUUUUCUUUUCAUUCAAUAAUAUGUAACUUGAAUCACCUCUCUUAUCACCCAACUUUUCUUCCCAUACUUAUUAUAAUAAUUUUCUCUAGCUAUAACAAUUUCUUUUCUUAUUUAUCUAUCUCAUCUCAUCUUCGCUCAAGCACAGAUUUUUUAAGCAAGCUUUGUUAGCAAGUACUUUCUUUCUUUUAGGCUCAUUUAGCUUAAGAAUCCUCAGCUCAAAAAUAUUUAUGUUUCAUCUAAAAUAAGGUAGCGUAGUCUUAUAUAAUAGCAAUACUUAUUAUUGAAACAUCAGAUUAAAUUGUAAAUUGCUCUCUCUCUCUCUCUGCAUAUAAUAAAAUUUAACAUUUAAAAUAGCUUUCUUUUGUUUAGCUAUUCAUAUAAUUCAAAAUAACAUUGCGAAUUGUUAUGGGGAAAAAAAAAGUAUCAUUAUUGACUUUGAUCAUAUUUAUGAAUUUAUCAUACCUUUAUCCUUUUUCAGUAGUUAAAAAUUUGAAAUCUAAAAUCUUCACAGAUUCUUCUAAAUAUUUCAGAGAUAAAUUUAAGGCAUUCUUGAAAAAAUACAUAAAAUAGUAAAAUGAACAAUUGUUUGCGCUGUCGAAAUUUGAAUGA